Xyrauchen texanus (razorback sucker) is the source of this 1072-nucleotide messenger RNA. RefSeq names its product adenylate kinase isoenzyme 1. The transcript is spliced from 8 exons. Gene Ontology annotation, cellular component: cytoplasm; cytosol. The record is from RefSeq and is a predicted model, not a curated record. Lineage: Eukaryota; Metazoa; Chordata; Actinopteri; Cypriniformes; Catostomidae. Gene Ontology annotation, biological process: nucleoside triphosphate biosynthetic process; ATP metabolic process. Gene Ontology annotation, molecular function: nucleoside diphosphate kinase activity; ATP binding; AMP kinase activity. Bases 257 to 841 code for a protein of 194 amino acids.
GCGGGCAGAAGGAGGGCUGCCGUACAGCGGGUCAUUCACACACAGACAGGAGCCGAACACUCGCCUUCACUGGACACCCUCAACCAGAGAGACAGACACAUAGAGAAAGAGAGAGAGAGUUUUCUGGAGCUGGUUCCUCUUCUGGUUUUGGGCCAGCUGUGAGUGAGAGGUGUGACCCAUCAGAAGUGUGACAGACCACAUACUUCACAGCUGUGAGGCCCGCUUGCAAAGAACAUCCCUCACAUAACAGACAACCAUGGCAGAUAAACUCAAGGAUGCAAAGAUUGUCUUUGUUGUGGGCGGCCCCGGCUCCGGCAAGGGCACCCAGUGUGAGAAGAUUGUGGCGAAGUACGGCUACACUCACCUGUCAUCAGGUGACCUGCUCCGUGCAGAGGUCGCGUCCGGGUCAGACAGGGGCAAACAGCUGCAGGCCAUCAUGCAGAAGGGUGAACUCGUACCUCUGGACACAGUUCUUGAUAUGAUCAAAGACGCCAUGAUUGCCAAAGCUGGUGUCUCUAAGGGUUACCUCAUCGACGGAUACCCACGUGAAGUCAAACAGGGCGAGGAGUUUGAGAAGAAGAUUGGAGCUCCAGCUCUGUUGCUGUACAUUGAUGCUAAAUCUGAGACGAUGGUGAAGAGACUCAUGAAGCGUGGUGAGACCAGCGGCCGCGCUGAUGACAACGAGGAGACCAUUAAGAAACGUCUGGAUCUGUAUUAUAAAGCCACCGAGCCCGUCAUCACGUUCUACGAGCAGCGCGGCAUCGUUAGAAAGAUAAACUCUGAACUGCCAGUGGAUGAGGUAUUUGCAAUUGUUGAAAAAGCGAUUGAUGAACUAAAGUAAAAGAACAUGUGACAACACAGUCUUGUUUUGGUCUCUCCUUCCCUUUCAGUCACAUACAGUAUAUACUCAAUGAACCUGUUUAGAAGCAACAAUCUCAUCAUAACACUGAACGCUAUAUGUCCUUUUAUUACACUCUUAUUGUACAAACUUGAUCAAAAUCCUAACUCACAUGUGUACUCUUGAGUGUGUACAAUGGUCCUCACUUUACCAUACAAUUCCCCCCAAAUGAUG